AUGCCUGUCUGUAUCAGUGUGAGAAUAUGGAGGAUGGUGAAGAGGGGGAUUUCAGCAGAGGGCUGAAAUAUGACACAUCGCUUGACAAUGACCUCGUGCUGACCCUUGAUCCUGACAACCCCACGUCACCAUGGAAACACCUGGAAGACAACCUGCUCUCAGGUGACUUGCCUGUAAUAAAAGAUGAGAUGACGAUAACUCAGCCGCUCCCUGUGGACAUGUUGUUCCAGGUGAAGGCUGAACCUCCAUCUCCGUCUUCCUCUCCAGCGUCAGACUGCUCCAUACCGUCCUUACCUGAGCCUCAGGUAUUAGUUAAAGGGGAGAACCCCCCCACUCCUCCUUAUAUGUAUGGUGAUGUUCUGUCCCCCCCUGUGGCCACUAUGGAGGUUACCGUGGCAACCACAGCCCCACCCCAGCCUCAGACGCCACUUCCUGCCCCCACAGUGAUCUCCACUGCUGCCACUCUGAAGGCGAGCUCUAUUCUGAGCAGUAAGCCUCUACUGCAGCCCAGGCCGGUCUGUGUGGCCGCUGUUCCGGUUCCUCAGUCGUCCAGUCCGGCUAAAACUCUGAUCCUGCAGAGCCUGCCGGUGUCCGUCCCCACCAUUGACCAGAGCAGGACCCCCGUGGUUCUGUCUCAGUCGAUGUGUUUGGGUUCUGCUCCUGCCAUCGUUAAAAUGGAGCCCGUAUCCCCCAGCAUGCCCCACUGCAGCAGCCCCACGGCCCCGCCCACCACCACCAAGCCCAUCAUCCCAGCAUCCUCUCUGCCUGGCAGCAACUGCAGCGACAUCGAUAUGAAGGUGCUGAAGCGGCAGCAGCGAAUGAUAAAGAACAGAGAGUCGGCCUGUCAGAGCCGGAAGAAGAAGAAGGAAUAUCUGCAGAACCUGGAGUCUCAGCUCCGCGAGGCCCAGCAGGAGAACGAGCGGCUACGCAGAGAGAACCAGCAGCUACGGCUGAGACUGGCUGGAAAAGAGGGUGGUGAAACCGGUAACAAUAAGAGAGCGGUCUGUGUGAUGGUGGUCCUGCUUUUCAUCACCUUCAGCUUCGCUCCAGUCAGCAUCACAGACAAGAAGCUGGCGUCCGUGCUGGAGGAAGGGGCGGAGCAUCACACAGGGAGACACCUGAUGGUGUACGAGAAGGAUCAGGAGCUGGGCAAGGCGGCGGCGAGCGACAGAGUGGUGGAGGAGAGGAUAGAGAGCGAGGAGGACGGAGGGGAGGAGAGGUGGAGGAGAGGAGAGAUGGAGAGAGACAGCGCAGACUCGUUUCACUUCAGGAAUGUGAGCAGUGUGUUCAGUGAGGUGAAGGAUCUGGUCCUGCAGGACAUCGACCGGCUCUUCUCCUCCUCUGACUGCAGACAGUUCAACCGCUCCGAGUCACUCAGGCUUGCUGAUGAGCUGCGCGGUUGGGUUCAUCGUCAUCAGAUUGACAGGAAGAAGUCUGGUGGGAAAGCGAAAGUCGCGCAGAAGGCUAAAAUAGCUCAGCAGAAAGCCCAGCACAGAAAGACUAACUUCUCCAGGUAUCUCCCCAUCGAGGCUCAUCGCUCCAUUGAGAGUCAGCUGCAGCUGCUGCCCGGUCCGGAGGUGAGCUACAGCGAUUUUCUGGACGCGAUUGACCGGAGGGAGGACACGUUUUACGUUGUGUCUUUCAGACGGGAUCACCUGCUUCUUCCUGCUAUAAGCCACAAUAAAACCACACGACCCAAGAUGUCUCUUGUCAUGCCAGCGAUGACCGUCAAUGAGUCGGUGUAUAACUCCUCUCAGGGGGGUUAUGAGCUGAUGAUGCAGGUUGACUGUGAAGUGAUGGACACCAGGAUCAUCCCCAUUAAAUCCUCAGCAGUCCCGCCCUCUCUCAGAGACCCACCCCCGGCCCCGCCUCCUCACCACCAUCACCACAGCAACCACACCCGGCAGCACCAUGGCAAUGGGGCAGCGUCGUCACGGCAACCAAUACACAGGAGGGGUGCGGAGUAUCAGAUCAGCCAAUCAGGAUCAGUCUGAGAGG
Molecule: messenger RNA, 1998 nt
Organism: Colossoma macropomum (tambaqui)
Lineage: Eukaryota; Metazoa; Chordata; Actinopteri; Characiformes; Serrasalmidae
Gene: atf6b
Product: activating transcription factor 6 beta
Biological process (GO): endoplasmic reticulum unfolded protein response; regulation of transcription by RNA polymerase II
Cellular component (GO): nucleus
Molecular function (GO): RNA polymerase II cis-regulatory region sequence-specific DNA binding; DNA-binding transcription factor activity, RNA polymerase II-specific
Source: RefSeq, a predicted model, not a curated record